Messenger RNA from Colletotrichum truncatum, 1809 nucleotides. Its product is annotated as cytochrome p450. Lineage: Eukaryota; Fungi; Ascomycota; Sordariomycetes; Glomerellales; Glomerellaceae. Gene Ontology annotation, molecular function: monooxygenase activity; oxidoreductase activity, acting on paired donors, with incorporation or reduction of molecular oxygen; iron ion binding. The record is from RefSeq and is a predicted model, not a curated record.
AUGGCCUUGGGCGCGGUACUCCUCGCCUUUAUUGCCUUUUGCGCAUGGCGCCUAGUCGCUGCCAUUAGGUACAAGAGAAGGAUCCCUGCGGGAGCGAAGCCCCUUCCUGGACCUCGCAGUCUUCCACUCAUCGGCCGUGUUCACGACGUGCCAGCCGAGGCGACAUGGCUCAAGUUCUACGAGUGGUCCAAGGAGUUUGGUCCCAUCUACCAAAAUGAGAUGUUCGGCUCCGUCCAUGUCUGGAUCUCUUCUGAGCAGGUCGCCCAUGACCUCCUCGGCCGCCGCAAUGUCAUCUACUCUGACCGACCCAUGAUCCCCAACCUUCCUGAUAACAGGACCAGCGGAGACUACCUUGCUCUGCUCGGUCGAACUGAAACAUGGAAGCGCCAGCGCAAGCUCUGCCAUCACCUCAUGAACCAGAGCGACAAGCAAGAGCUCCACGCCUACCCGACGCGUGAGCGCGAUCGUUUCUUGUACCUGCUCUCCCAGAACCCCAGUGACUACCGCGAGUAUAUCGAGCAAUUCACCAGCCGUACCGUCAGUCGCCUCUCCUGGGGUACUGCUCACCCCGCCCGCGUUCUGCGCAAGACCACCUUCGGCCUUCUGGAGACCAUCUCACCGUCUGGUGCCCUUCCUAAUGUCAUCGGCUUCCUCAUGCACGUCCCUCACGUCCUGUCGCCAUGGAAGAAGAAGGAGAAGGCCCGCCACGAGCUCGAGACAAGACAGUUCAACAGCAACGUCCAGUUCGUCGCCGACCAGGUCGAGAAGGGCACUGCGCAACCCAGUUUCAUCAGCACUUUCAUUAACGAGGGUCUCGGCAACGAGAAGGGCAAGUGGGGUGACCUCCAGGAGGCCACCAACGUCGUCGGUCUCAUGGCCAUCGCUGGUGCUUUGACUAUCGGUAGCCCUAUCCAGAGCUUCCUGCUCGCCAUGUGCCACUACCCUGAAUGGCAGAAGAAGCUCCAACGCGAAAUCGACGAGGUUUGCGGCGGAAAGUGCCCUCAGUGGUCGGAUCGCGAGAAGCUGCCUAUGUUGAGAGCCGUUGUCAAGGAGGUCAUCCGUUGGAGACCCCCUGUCCCUACUGGCAUCCCCCACGCUGUUGAGAAGGACGAUGUUUACAACGGUUACUUCAUCCCUGCUGGUGCCACUAUCCAUGCUCUCGAGUGGGGCAUCACCCGUGACGAGUCCAUCUACCCCGACCCCGAGACUUUCAACCCCGAUCGCUGGCUGCAACCCUCUUACCCCACUUACAAGGAGCCUCUCACCCGAUUCCCCAACCUCGACGGCUUCAGCCAGUUCGGUUUCGGCCGCAGAACGUGCCAGGGCGUGCCCAUCGUCGACCAGGACCUCUUCCUUACCAUGGGCGGCGUCGCUUGGGGCCUCAACAUCCAGAAGAAGCGCAACGCCGACGGCACCGAGGUGCCCGUUCACUGGAACGACUACACUCCCCUUCUGAUCGCCAAGCCUGCUUUCUUCGCUUUCGAUGCCGUUGUCCGUACUCCCGAGAAGGCCGACCUGAUGAAGGCCAUGUUCGACGCCGCCAAGGAAGAGGAAGAGAACGAGACCAAGAUGGAUAUGCCCGACGUCGGCGCCCCCCAGGUGAAGACCUUCAAGGCCCCCUUCAGCCUCAACCUGCGCCAAAGAAAGGAGGAGGGUGAGCGCGAGAAGCAGUACCGCGAGCACGAGCGCGACAUCCCCGGAUGCCCUGGCCGUUGGGCACAGGAGAGCGAUAUCGACUCCGGCAACGAGAAGGGUUACGUCGAUGAUGACAGCUGUUCCGGACGUUCUUCGCCUACCAUGCUGCCGUAA